Uranotaenia lowii is the source of this 2563-nucleotide messenger RNA. RefSeq lists its product as uncharacterized. Gene Ontology annotation, biological process: proteolysis. The coding region runs from base 269 to 2563 and encodes 764 amino acids. The record is from RefSeq and is a predicted model, not a curated record. The transcript is spliced from 7 exons. Gene Ontology annotation, molecular function: nucleic acid binding; serine-type endopeptidase activity. Lineage: Eukaryota; Metazoa; Arthropoda; Insecta; Diptera; Culicidae.
CAACUUCGGAAAGGAAUAUUGAGAGCAAAAACAAACGGAGAGAGAGCUUUCGCGCACGGUCAUCCGGAUUCAUUUCGUAACCGCCGCGAUAUAUUUGAACUUAUCACGAAACGUGACUGUUUUCCGCACCACAGUCGCAUGGCAAAACUGAACGGAAUCGGUCGUUUCCCUUGAGUCGUCUCAAAGUGUUGAUAUACUUCUUAUUUUAAGAACUGUGCAAACGAAUGCAACAAUUGAGUGAUAGUGUUUAAUAAAGAUAAACUUCAAGAUGCUAUAUGUGACUGUUUUAGUAGUCUCCGGAUUGUUGGCUUCUGCCCUCUCCAAGCAGUGUCCAAACUCGGACGACGUUUGCGUUCCGGUUCGAUAUUGUCCCCCGAUUGAUUCGGCCAUCCGGAAGCUUUUGAUUAAGCCGAACCGGACAUUGGCGAAUCAAAUUUAUAAACGAGCAUGCCAUUCGGUUGACGAGGAAGAGCCCAGGGUUUGUUGCAACAUUGCCGAUCUACCGGUUGACAAAACUUGUCAGACGAGGGCCGGCUACGAUGGACAAGGACGUUGUGUAGCCCCCGAAAAGUGUCCAACUAUUGCCGAUGGUUUGAUAAGUCUCCGACAAAGUGCCAAUUUGAGGGCCGAGAUGGAACGGGCACUAUGCUAUCGGAACGAGACCCAUUCGUACUAUUGCUGUCCGGAAAAGGUCCUGGCCAAUAAGGUCAAACCGCGGGACCGUCCUACAUCGAAAGUUUCCAAACGCAGCUUCCGAGCCGUCGAAAAUGAAUUCCGCAGCUGCAGGGAUCCGGCCGGGAAAUCGGGCGUCUGCGUCCCUGCUCGACAGUGCUACCGGAUCUACAAGAUGAUUUCCAGCGGCGCGGUUUACAAAAACAAACAGAUCGAGGUAUUCGUCAAGAAAAGUCGCUGCACGUCCGAUAGCACCAAUGGCCAUUCGGUUUGCUGUGCACAGUUUGAUAGUGGCGAUAACGGUGCCUCGACCAAUCUCAUUCGUCACCCAGCGGCAAAGAAGCUGGGACUAGCCGCUUGUGGUCGAUACCGGUUGAAAGAUAAGAUUCUGGGCGGUCGAGAAGCCGGAUUGGGUCACUACCCGUGGAUGGCUAACCUGCUGUAUUUGCGCUCAAGCAAGCUAAAGCCACUUUGUGCCGGCUCGUUGAUUCAUCCGAAGUACGUUUUGACCGCUGCCCACUGCUUGAAGGGAUCAGACGGCCCUCACCGGGUGCGACUAGGAGAGUACAACUUAAAUAGCAAUCCGGAUUGUGACAACGAGGGACGCUGUCUGAAGCCCUACAAAGAGUACAAAAUCGCUAAGCAGAUACCACAUGAAAACUUUAACAAAAAAACUGCAGACUACGACAUCGGUUUGGUACUUUUGGAAGGAAGCGCGGACAUCUCCAUGGAGCAAAUCUAUCCAAUCUGCUUGCCCUUGACGGAAGACUUGCAGACCCUCAAGCCAAAAAAGCUGACAGUAACCGGCUGGGGGUUCACUGAACAUUCUGCGACCUCUUCGGUGCUGCUAGAGGCCAAUUUGAGAAACGUAGAUCGCACUUACCUCUGCCAGGGUGAAUCGACGUUCUGUUCCCGAGGUUGGGACGGAGAAAGUCACUGUCCAGGUGAUUCCGGAGGCCCUUACCAAGCGCCAGUUCCGGUUGAUGACCACCUGCGGUAUGUGGUGUUCGGAGUUAUCUCCGGUGGCUCAGGAACCUGCACAAAGAAUGACACCCGACCGGCUUCCGGUGUUUUGGUGGGAUAUCACCUAAGCUGGAUAUUGGACAACAUGACGGCGAACAACCAACGGAACUGCACCAGGUCGAUCUGCCCUGGGUCCCGACGGAAACCUGCGACCGGAUGGUGUCCUUUCCGAAAACCAGGAGACUGCGCCACGGCAUCCUGCCCUCGCAGCUGUGCGCCGGGGGCACCGAAAUCGGCAAAGACACCUGCGAGGGCGAUUCCGGCGGUCCACUGCAGGUCCUUUCGCGGGAUCCGGUCUGCCGGUACGACAUCGUCGGCAUCACCUCGAUCGGAGGCGUUUGUGGCACUUCGCGGAAACCGGGCAUCUACACCCGGGUCUCGUACUAUAUCGGGUGGAUCGAAUCCGUCGUUUGGCGGAGGCAAAAAUAAAUCGAACUAUAAGCUGAAAACCGAAGAUGGGUCGGUCUUCACCAUAUUUUUACCACCGAAUACCACUGCGGCAAUACAGCCAAUAGACCAGAUCAUAAUUCGAAUGAUUAAGUCACGAGAAAGGUGGAACGGAAUUGCAGCGAAACUUGCUAAGACGGAAGAGAUCGACGAAGAAGAUGCUGAAUACGCGACGUUAAAUGAUGACGAAAUCGUUUCAAGUAUCCUGCAUCCUAAUCAUCCAGACGAGGAUAACAAUGUGGAGGGUUCGCAGUCAAUAAUAGACGAUACACUGCCUGUUCAUCGUCCAACAACCUGCGCUUACAUGCCACAGUAUACCAAGAAGACUUUCAAGCAUGGAGGAGGAAAUACUAUCGUGUUGGGGUGCUUCUCCCGGUUUGGAUUUGGCCCCCUGUAUUGGGUGGAUAAGAUCAUGGAUUAG